Molecule: messenger RNA, 726 nt
Organism: Ixodes scapularis (black-legged tick)
Lineage: Eukaryota; Metazoa; Arthropoda; Arachnida; Ixodida; Ixodidae
Exons: 4
Coding region: 1-726 (241 amino acids)
Source: RefSeq, a predicted model, not a curated record
AUGGAUUUCCACACUGCAUACACCUCGAACAUGAACGGUGCUGAGGUCUCUCUGCAAAAACAAGUCAACAGAAUGCAAGACGACGGAUCCAGCUUCGACGAAUACAAAGUCCUUGCGGAGCUUUUUGCCGGAGUAUCCUACGACGAGGAAAAGAUGCGAGGUGUGGAUGCUAUCAUGGAAGAUGCUAUCAUGGAAGUUGUUCCCGAAACAGAAUGUUCUUGUGCUGAUGGCCAAGUGGAGAACGACAACCAUAACCAUAAUUUGCAGGAAGCUGUUUUACAAGAACUUAGAGAAUUGCUCACGGCAAUGUCAAAAACAGUUGAGCCCAAUGCGCAAACCAUGAAGGAUAGCAUCAACAACAGCGUCAACAUAAAUAAGACGCCUGCCAAAGACGAUAUCUUCAUCGCAAACACAGAUCUUAGAGAAUGCCUGCUCGUCGGAGAUUCCAAUAGUUCUACGAUAAGCGCAAACGGCGAUUACAUCCACAGCGAAGACGAAUGUAUACCUGAAGGUGUCGAAUUCGCUAAAAUUGAAGAUUCGAACCACGAAGAUCUCAGCAAAGUCACAAUGUACAACAUUGAACAGGCUGUUGCACGAUGUGAUUUUACUAGUACCCCCGCCAUCAACAUGGAUUACGGUGAUAGUGCCGUUGACGAUGCAUCCUUUCCAGACUUUUGCAACAAGUCGAAAGGCACUCAAUUGCCAGCCGGGACUUUCAUACUUUAA